AUGUUACAAUUUCCAGGAAAUAUGGUCUAUAAUAAUACUAACAUAAUAAACCAUUACCAACUACAGGGACAAGAGCAUAAACAAUAUACUACAAAAAAUAUCAAUUCUGGCAAUAAAACUAAUAAUACCAGCAUGCAACAAUACACUAAUGCUCCAUAUCGCAUCAACUACAAUAUCGCUCUUCAUAAUACUAACAAAAAUACUAAUAAUAAACCGACACUCCCCAGUAUAAGAAGCAUUACCAGCGACAUUGUUUCUAUUGGCAGCAACAAUGCCUUUAUGUUAGCACCACUGCCCUAUCAAAUAAUGACUAAUAAAAAACCCACGCUACCAGUCGUACUACCUGAUGAUAGAUUUCAAACACAUAAUAAUAUUAUUCUUCCUGGUGUAAACAACCUGCCUGUUUUACUGCCACCUCUUAUUAACACUGCCACCACCCGUUUUUCUACUGAGGGGGCACAUACUCCCUCUACUGGCAUAACUGCUUCUUCUUUUAUUGUUAAACAUGAUAAUAUAACUAAGAAAAGUUCUAAGAGUAUUAGAAAUAAUAAAAACAACAACACAACCAAGCUUCUUCCUAUUGCAUUAAGAAGAAAACAUAUAUGUAAAGUAUGUGGUAAUGGAUUUACCACUUCUGGUCAUUUAGCUAGACAUAGAAGAAUACACACUGGCGAAAAGAAUCAUGUUUGUCCAUAUAGCGAGUGUAACCAAAGAUUUAGCAGACAUGAUAAUUGCAUACAACAUUAUAAAACGCACUUUAAAAAAAAUGGUCGUAACUGA
Molecule: messenger RNA, 780 nt
Organism: Saccharomycodes ludwigii
Lineage: Eukaryota; Fungi; Ascomycota; Saccharomycetes; Saccharomycodales; Saccharomycodaceae
Gene: NRG1
Product: transcriptional regulator NRG1
Exons: 1
Coding region: 1-780 (259 amino acids)
Biological process (GO): regulation of transcription by RNA polymerase II
Cellular component (GO): PcG protein complex; transcription regulator complex
Molecular function (GO): DNA-binding transcription factor activity, RNA polymerase II-specific; RNA polymerase II cis-regulatory region sequence-specific DNA binding
Source: RefSeq, a predicted model, not a curated record